AUGAGGACACUCGUGUUGUUCUCCUGGUUAGUGACAUGUGGAACUCUUGGCGUGGAAUCAAUAAACCUUACUGGUAUCACUGAUAUAAACACGUUAUUAAACGAUAUUAUCGGCGCAUUGGAUAAGUCAGAUUUCGAUAUUUCAUGCACAAUGAACAACCUGCUUAACUUUACUGCUAUAAAUGUUAAUGAAGAUAUACAUCUCAACAUCACUCAGUUAAUAACCAAGUACAACUAUCCAGUAGAAGAACAUCAUCUUACUACGAAAGAUGGUUACAUACUCACCAUCAUAAGAAUGCCGAACAGUGGACCGCCGGUGUAUCUGAUGCACGGACUCCUGUCAUCUGCUGAUGACUUCGUGACAAUUAACCUGCCAAACUCUAUAGCAUAUAACCUCUGGUUAGAUGGUUAUGACGUAUGGAUGGGUAAUGCGAGAGGAAACAAAUAUUCGAGAAAGCACGUCACUUUAGAUCCUGAUACUGAUAAGGAAUUCUGGGACUUCAGCUGGGACGAGAUAGGUCAGAUAGAUCUGCCAACUACAAUUGAUUAUAUUUUAGAAGAGACGGGUGCAUCCCAGGUUAUUUACGCAGGUCAUUCUCAAGGUACAACUGCAUACUUUGUCAUGUGCUCCGAAAAAUCCGAGUAUAACGAAAAGGUCGCCCUGAUGAUUUCGCUGUCUGCUGUGGCGUACGUUUCGCACAUGAAGAGUCCAUUGGCACGACUGUUGGCGCCAAUUAGUACAGAAGUUGAACUUCUUUCGCAAUUAUUUGGCGUCAAUGAAGUGCUACCCAGCAAUACAUUUACCAACACUUUCACCACUGUUUUGUGCAGCGAACCAAAUCUUGCAUAUUUGGUCUGCUCUAACAUAAUUUACAUGUUAUGCGGUUUUGACUGCGAACAAACCGAUUUAAGUGCUUUGCCAGUUUUAUACGGACAUAUUCCUUCCGGCGCGGCUACGAAGCAGAUGUUGCACUAUCUUCAAGAGAUUGAUUCUGGUAAAUUCCGAAAAUAUGAUUAUGGUAUCUUGAAGAAUUUAGAAGUUUACGGAACAAAUGCACCACCAAACUACAAUUUGAGCAAAGUAACUUCUCCCAUAGCAAUAUUUUACGGUGACAAUGACUGGUUUUCAAAUUUCACUGAUGUAAAAAUUCUGAUAAAUGAGCUGCCUAAUGUGGUAGACGUCUAUGAAGUGCCUUUUGCUAAGUUUAAUCACAUGGAUUUUUUAUACGCCAAAGACUUAAAAACCCUGGUGUACUCAAGAAUGGCGAAAUUAAUUAAAACUUACUCAUCAAAUGCAAAGCGUUAA
This is a messenger RNA of Manduca sexta (tobacco hornworm), 1305 nucleotides long. Its product is annotated as lipase 3-like. Lineage: Eukaryota; Metazoa; Arthropoda; Insecta; Lepidoptera; Sphingidae. Gene Ontology annotation, molecular function: hydrolase activity, acting on ester bonds. The coding region runs from base 1 to 1305 and encodes 434 amino acids. The transcript has a single exon. The record is from RefSeq and is a predicted model, not a curated record. Gene Ontology annotation, biological process: lipid metabolic process.